GUACGUGUAGCCAGCAUUCAUUUCUUUCCCCUUGGUGGCUUGCGGCACGACCCAUGCGAUGGAAAUCACUUGCUUGCAAUACUGUAGCCCGUCCUGGGCCUCAAGGUUUGCGCUACGGCUGGCUUCCGAGUGUAAUCCAUCACGAUGCCCCUGGUGAGCACUGGGCUACUGUCGAUCCGGUUAAAGCUGGCGCGAUAUCCGAUCCUCUUGACCCUCCAUUACAAGGCCUAGGAGCUUUUGAUAACGCCAGUGGGUUUUUAGCCGCCCGUCCGAUGUCCAUGUUGAUGUCAAUGGAUACGGAUUUCGACAAGGCCGGCGGGCGGAUCAGACGGGAUGGCGAUGGGGAGAAUUCAAUAAAAUGGUCUGGUGUCUGUUUCUGUACUGUAUUACUGUGGUCAGUCAGUCUGUGUGAGUGUGCGAGUGGGCUCUUUUCUGCUCGUUCACCUCGUCUACGCUGCCAAGACAGACGCCCCUGGUCAAUAGCAGAGCAAUCAAUACUAGCAAGCAUCUGCAAGUGUCUGCAAGCAUCAGCGCCGUCUUUUCAGCUGCCAACCCGCCCUCCGUGCCGUCCGAAAAAAGCAUGUCGGUGACUAUUGACUCUGCCCAGAAAGCAAUAUUGCGACCUGUGCCUGUCCGGGAGCUGCACUGCACUGCACUGGAUGGCACAUGCCGCCGAACAAGGGCCAUCACAAGCACAAACAUAAUCGAGGUGGGAGGCGUGAGUGAGCACGGGCUCUCGAUCUGCCUCUUCAGCCCGCAGCGACUAUUGCUAGGCAUGUUAGUUUCGGCUUUGACUUUUUGGCCUUUGUGAUGGUGAGGGUGAGAGUAUGAGUAAGUGUGUGCUCGUACAGUAAGAAUCGAAAACAACAGCACGACAACAGAAGGCUUGGCCAU
This is a messenger RNA of Trichoderma harzianum CBS 226.95, 894 nucleotides long. RefSeq lists its product as hypothetical. The record is from RefSeq and is a predicted model, not a curated record. NCBI's taxonomy places the organism in Eukaryota, Fungi, Ascomycota, Sordariomycetes, Hypocreales, Hypocreaceae. Bases 54 to 590 code for a protein of 178 amino acids. The transcript has a single exon.